Messenger RNA from Blepharisma stoltei, 1100 nucleotides. The record is from the annotation of a GenBank genome assembly. NCBI's taxonomy places the organism in Eukaryota, Ciliophora, Heterotrichea, Heterotrichida, Blepharismidae.
AUGAUUUUUUUGAUUUUAUUCUCACUCACAUCAGCUGCUAGCUUGUCUUGAACUGACCCAUCAUCAUCAGCAGUAUAUUCUUAUGACUCUUUGCAGCGCCCUUAUGACCAGCCAUGAAAAGUAAAUUCAGGUGACGCUGCCUCAAUCUACACUGUUUAUGUUUUUAAUUUUGGACAGAAUGUUCCUCAGCUUUGUGGAGCCCAAGACGUUGCGGCUGUAGAAGUUGUGCAAAUGUAUGAUGAUUUAUUUGAAUCUUGCGAUGUAUUAGGAAGAAAAGAAAUGAUUGCUUAUGACCUUAUUAAAUCAGACCUCCCUGAAGCUGGCUUUAAGAUAUAUUUAUUGCAAUAAUUAUGAGCUUCUCCCUAAUAGAUUAUAGCCCAGGAUGACUUUAGCUCGCCUUGGGCAAGCAAUUUUCCCUCAAACUAGUGGAGUUGGCUUAAGGCAAAUGUUGGUAAGCCAACUCUACAAGUUUGCAGGUGAGCAUGCACUGCUAUUUGUCAAAUCGUUGAGUUGGCUUGGCAACUUGUAAUCAAAAAUCAAUUCCACUAGCUGGAGGGAAAAUUGCUAUCCUAGGGCAAGCUAAAGCUGUUCUGGGCUUUAUUAUCCAUUUUUAAUAAAAAAUAAGGAAUUAAUUAUAAAAGCCAGGCUUAAUUAAUCUUGAGAGAUUAACUUAUCAGGGAGGAGAUCUUUGUUAUGAUGGCUUUGAUUUAAAUCGACAAAUCACUUUUAAAUUGCAUUGCAGCGAUGUUGAUAGCGACUGGGAAGUUGUCGAAGAAUCUGGAAGUGGAUCUUGCCAUGUAUUUUUGUCUAAAAACACACCUUUUGGCUGCCCUAUUUCUGGUGGGAGUAGUGGACAUAUAGGAUGGUGGUGGCUUAUCGGCAUCUGCGCAUUAUUUUGGCUUUACUUUGCAGGAGGAAUGGCUAUAAAUUUUUUAAGAGGAAAAACAGGUGAUGAUAUGAUCCCUCAUUAUGCUUUUUGGGUCUCGAUUUCUAAUCGUUUGCAAGAAUUUGUAGGCCUAGCUACAACUAAAGCAAAAUCAGGGAUAGAGGCAGUUAAAGAAAAAAUAGCAAAGCGGAAUACUAACUAUGAAAUGGUCUAA